Messenger RNA from Ciona intestinalis (vase tunicate), 1671 nucleotides. RefSeq names its product START domain-containing protein 10. NCBI's taxonomy places the organism in Eukaryota, Metazoa, Chordata, Ascidiacea, Phlebobranchia, Cionidae. The record is from RefSeq and is a predicted model, not a curated record. Gene Ontology annotation, molecular function: lipid binding.
AGUAUACUUUAAUUUGCAGCAUUUUUGCUUGGUUGGAAUCACUUCUAAGUUUAUUAGUGUUUUUACCAAUUUUUCGCAAUGAAUGAUGAAGAUGUUGUCUACCCUGCUGACGAUCAAAGUUUUAAAGAUUUUAAAUCAAUGGUAGAAGAAGAGGUGGGAUGGGAGAUCUGCUACAAUAAGAAGAAUGUCUGUGUCUCGACGAGGAACCAGGCAAAUUCAAAUGUUAAGCUCCUAAAGGCAGUGACGUCAUUUAGCGAUGUGUCAGCUGCCACAUUAUUUGAUGUUGUACAUGACACUGAAUACAGGAGAAAAUGGGACCAUGAUAUGAUAGAAAUGAAGGAAAUAUGCAAACUGUGUGUUAAUAACACAGUCUCAUACUAUGCAGUAAAAUGUCCCACCCCAGUGAAGUCCAGAGAUGUAUUAUUCCUAUGUUCGUGGAUUGCCUACCCCAGCAUGAGGGACCCAAAAGAAUAUUUAAUGAUCAACAAAUCUGUUUCACACAGCGACUACCCACCCAGAAAUAAUAUGGUGAGAGCAAUCUCAUUGGUUACUGGAUAUUUAAUUCGACCCACUGGACCAAAUUCUGCUGAGUUUUUAUACUUAACUCAUUUUGACCCGCGAGGUUCUCUUCCUAAGUGGGUGGUGAACAAGGUGGCUGAGUUUUUUACUCCAAAGGUAAUCCAUCGUAUCCACAAAGCUGCGAAGAAAUACGGAGCUUGGAAGAACAAGCACAGCGCCAACUUCAAGCCAUGGUUGUGGCCGGAACAGUGUCGGCUUCCAACCGCUAAGCCUGGAAAAUUAUCCGCGAGGGUUGAAAAAGUUGAAAUUAUUGACGAAACUGCUCUUUCUGAGGACAGCGCCGCUAACGGACGUGACCCUGAAGAGAUUAGCGACGACGAGGAUGUGUGACCUUUUCAACUUUGACCUCGUGGACCCUCGUGCCUUCUCUUUAGGCAACUACCCACUUAAUAUUCAACGUUUCAUUCUCGUCUGUUGGUUACUUUAAAAAAUAUUCAAUUAUCCCACUUUUAAAAUUUCAAAAAAAAAUUUUUAUGUGUGCAAUAGCCGAGAGAGCCCGCGUUCUUUCGGCUCGGAUUUUAUACACGCGUUUGCAAUGGUUUCGGUACGUUUAGUCUGUGUUCCUCUUUUUCUGUUAAAACUAACUUGUAUACAAAGAAUUGACCAGUCUAUUAUAACCGCACAUGUUUAAAGAACGUUAUUUCCGUGAAUAAUCUUUAUAUUGUUGUCACCUCGUAGCAGUUCCUAGAUUUUAGAAUCAUUUUAUAAAAUCUCACGUUUCAUUUGCUUGUGUGACCCUCCGAAUAUCUCUUAUACCUUGUAGUUUACUUUGCUGUAGUUUUUUCUGGUACAUUCGAGCGCUGUACAAUCAUCGUUCAUAGCGACCCUGCACAUUUCUUCAUUUGUACAAACUACCAACCAACACAACCGAACUGGCACAAUUUUUGCUUUUAUUUUUUGCAUCCGAAUAUAUGUGUCCCAAUUUUUGGUGGUGGUGCUUCUGACGAUCAGAACUUAAUUUUUGUUUCAUUAUUACCGUGUCAUAUUCCACAUGCUCUUUGCACGCGUUUUACGUUACCCGUAAAGUAAGGUUUGAUACAUAAUGCAGUGGCGCCACCUAGCGGUGUUCCAAAUAAAUUAUUUUCAAUUGCA